UUCUGUCGUCUCUUCCCAUCACUCUCACUCACUUCAUUUCUAUUUCCAUGGCGGCCUCCUCAGCCAUACCCCAGGUUGUUCCGCUCACUUUUCCAAACCACCACUGUUUUAGAUUCUUUCCGCCAGGUGGUCUCUCUUCGGUGCCACGUAUACGCACAAACAUUCCAAAAACCUCGCUUGUUGUUGCUUUCAAUGGGGUCCGGACGUCACUCAAACGCUCUCAUUUCCCAAGGUCAGUGCCCUUUUCUGUGGCUGUUGGGUUCAGCUCCAGUUCCAGGUUCUUGCAAAUGGGUUCUCGUGAAACUUGUUCUAGCAGAGAAAUUUCAGCCCAAUCUAGCGGUGCAGAGAGCAGUAGCACUUCCACAGUUUCUCAAAAUGUUCUUAAGUUAUUACAUUUGAUUGUUUCACUUGGGUUGAUACUAGCAACGGACAAAUAUUUGAAGAAGGCAUUUGUGGCAGCAUCAAUUAAGUUCCCAAGUGCCCUCUUUGGGAUGUUUUGUAUAUUCUCCGUUCUUGUGGUUCUAGACACCAUUGUUCCGGCAGCAGCAGCAAAUGUGAUGAGCUUUUUUGAGCCAGCUCUAUUGUUCAUCCAGAGAUGGCUCCCAUUAUUCUAUGUUCCAUCUUUGGUUGUUUUGCCUCUCUCUGUCAAAGACAUUCCAGCAGCAUCUGGCAUCAAAAUCUCCUUGAUCACAGUUGGAGGCUGGUUCGCGACACUUUGUGUUGCAGGAUUUACAGCUAUAGCUGUAAGAAAACUGGUAAAAACAGAAAUGGUUGAUGCUGAACCCAUGGCAAAACCCUCUCCUUUUUCUUCUAUCGAAAUCUGGUCUUGGAGUGGGAUUCUGCUCAUGUCAUUUGUCAGUGCAUUACUAUACCCUACAGCGCUGGGCACAGGUGCUCGAACAUGCCUUCCAUUCCUUCUUGCAUCCACCGUUCUAGGCUACAUUGUUGGUUCCGGGUUGCCAUCAGGUGUGAAGAAAGUGUUUCAUCCAAUUAUAUGUUGUGCGCUAUCUGCAGACCUCGCAGCAUUGGCUUUUGGGUACCUUUCUCGGUCUGGACUUGAUCCUGUUCUAGGAUUUUACCUAACAAAGGCUUCAUCUAAUCCUGGAGCUGGUGAUGUGCUGAUGGGAUUUUUGGGUUCUGUAAUUCUCUCAUUUGCUUUCUCAAUGUUUAAACAGAGAAAGCUGGUUAAGAGGCAUGCAGCUGAGAUAUUCACGUCUGUCAUCCUCUCAACAAUAUUCUCAUUGUAUUCAACAGCUCUUGUUGGACGUCUAGUUGGGUUGGAACCAACCUUGACUAUAUCAAUUCUACCCAGAUGUAUAACUGUUGCAUUGGCUCUCAGUAUUGUGUCUCUGUUUGAAGGUGCCAAUUCAUCACUGACAGCUGCUGUAGUUGUAGUAACUGGUCUCGUUGGGGCAAAUUUUGUUCAAGCAUCACUGGAUAAACUACGGUUUCACGAUCCUAUUGCUCGUGGAAUAGCAACUGCUUCUAGUGCUCAUGGAUUGGGCACAGCUGCCUUAUCAGCCAAGGAGCCCGAGGCUCUUCCAUUCUGUGCUAUUGCUUAUGCUCUAAAUGGUAUCUUUGGCUCUUUGCUUUGCUCUAUUCCGGCAGUCAGGCAAAGCUUGAUUGCAAUCGUCGGGUAAACUAGAAUGGCUAAUUCCUGAUUUUUGCUGCUGCCUUGUCAUGAGCGUUGUUUUACUGGGUUUUGAAGGGAGGCUCUUCUUGCAUUGUGUAUAUAAUAUGAAGAACACUAGUGUGGAAAUCAUUAUAGCAUUUGUCAAACCAAGUUAAAUUCUUGUCAUUUUUUAUCCUCUUGGUGAAAUUAUGAAUAACAUCUGAAUACGAAUCAGAUAAUUAUCUCAA
Molecule: messenger RNA, 1860 nt
Organism: Humulus lupulus (European hop)
Lineage: Eukaryota; Viridiplantae; Streptophyta; Magnoliopsida; Rosales; Cannabaceae
Product: plastidal glycolate/glycerate translocator 1, chloroplastic
Exons: 8
Coding region: 48-1640 (530 amino acids)
Source: RefSeq, a predicted model, not a curated record